Molecule: messenger RNA, 2010 nt
Organism: Chara braunii
Lineage: Eukaryota; Viridiplantae; Streptophyta; Charophyceae; Charales; Characeae
Source: the annotation of a GenBank genome assembly
AGUGGCUAAAGGAGAGAACGGUCAUGGUGAUAUUUAGAUAGGCAGCACGCUUUCUCCCAAGAAACGUGAAAGAGGAUCUCAUUCGGGCGUACGAAGAUGAGAGAGUUCAGAUGGGCGAUGUCGGAGAAGGCUUUAGUAGGGGCCGAGUUAAGGUCGAAAGUUUGAACGCUGCCUCUUAUGUAGCGAAGAGUAUUACAAUUUUUGCAUGGCUCAUCGACAAACGUAGUGCGGAAGUUGAACUCGGAGGCACCACAUACAAGCUUGAGUUCAAGCCAUGGCUCACGAAUGCACAGCUGAGGGAUCAACGAAGAAUAGAGGAGCUUUUGACCUUCUGGAUCAUCGUUGUGCAAGUGCCAUUGGACGCUAUGUUUUAUUUGGAGGCUCACAUCCGAAGAGCGAUCGGCCCAGUCCUCCGAGCUCAUCCGCCGAAGCAAGACAGAAUGAGACCAGCGUUGGUCAACAUCAAAUUUGACCUGGACCCACAGGCCAGGCAAAACAUGAAGGACUCAAUCACUGUUGAUACCUUCGAAGGGGACGAGCUUGUCGUCAAGCUUGCUUCGUCGGAUACACCGCGAUGCCGAAGAUGCCGGACCUUCUUUCAUUCGACAGACGAGUGUAGAAGAACGGGAAGAUCAAGACAACAACAGGGAGGGUCAGGAGGUCAAGAGCGAAGAGCGGAAUCAGCACAAGAAGCUUCGUCAAGACCGGUGUACCAGGGCCCGUUGGGAUCAGGAGGGGGAAAUGCGCAUCCAGUGCCCACGCAACUUGAAGCAGAAGGCGGACGCAAUCAGGCUCCAGGUGCGCCCUUCCAAAAUGUGUACCAGAAUCCAACCUACAUGGUGCCUUCACAGCCUGUGCUUCCAAAUGGAAUUCUUGCACAGUUGCUUCAGGAGAUGGCGCUUGCUCAGUCGAAUGGUCAACUCCCACUCGGGCAACCAUUGGGUCUGUUUAGCUGGAUGAUGGGUCCCGGGAACGGAGGAGGCUUCCAACCGUACCAGCCACAGAACACACUUCAACCUACAUGCUUAUUCCCGGCAGGUGUGGGAGGUCUUCAACAAGGAGGAGGAGGGGCCGCGACCUCAUCGCAGGUACCAGGACCAUCGGGACGCCCGGACAUGACAACACCAGGUGGAAGAACACCCGGAAACACUUCGGGAAAACACCGAAGAGUGGACAGCAAUGGCCUCGAGAUCGAAAGAGAAGAUUCCCGAACGUCGAUCCGAAGCUCGGAGGGAUCGGGUAUACAGGAAACAGUAAUCGGCACUCCUGAGAACAGAAUAUUGUCGAUCAUGUGCAUCGCUGCCAAGGAGACCUUCUCGGUCAUAGCGUGGAGUGGUGGAGAUGGGGUGCCAGAACUUUUCAGCACGACCUCACCCGAGCAGCCGAUGCCAACAGCCGUCUCCAACAUUGUACAAGCGGCAGUUCGAGGGAAGUUCAUAGUGCGGCUGGUCCCAGACGUACUGAUGGGAAGAUUCAUCCACGACUUGACGAAUGGCAAGAAGUUGAAACUCUUUGUUCCAAUCUUUGACACACGAAUGGAGACGGAGCAAUUAGCAAAAUUGGAACAAGAAGGGAUGAGGCUCCUUCCGUUGAACUGGUUUGCGGAAGGAAAGCGUCCGGACCUGCGGAGAAUCAGAGUUCCGCCGCUUCAUACGGGGGAAUUUCUGGCAGACCUCAACAGCAAGCUGGCAAGGGAUCGGAAAAUCAACUCCAAGUUUUUCAAGGACUUUCUGCAAUCCACAUGGGUCACGCCACCGUCAACAUCUGGAACGGCUGCUCCAACCCAACACACGAAUGGGAGACUAAGCAUGAAUGGGUAGACUUCGUUUCUCUACCUGGAAUUUGAGAGGGUUGGUAGACGCUUCACGAACAAGAAGUUAGGCUCAAGAAGAAGAUCGAGCAAGCGGAACAGAAAAUGGCUCGCCAUCCAAUCUCUCGCAUAGUCUGGGGCUCGCCAUCCAAUCUCUCGCAUAGUCUGGGGUAGGGAAAGAGUAAAGCUGUUCCUAAAAG